GAUGGCGGACAAGUCYGUGAGUGUCGAUGCUGUGCUCAAUGUCGCAAGAAAUCGAUUUAAACCCAUAGAUGUCGCAAAAAAUGUUGAUCCAGAAUUCGAUAUAGGAAACAUGCUGAUGACAGAUUUACAGCCAUUGAACGUGGACCAAUUAAGAAAGAACAAGGAAGAAUAUUUAUUGAAUCUAGCAAGAGAUAACACACAGCUGCUUUUCAAUAAGCUAUGGCAGCUACCUGUUGAAAGAUCUGAGAAUGUUGUUGUAGCUCAGCUUACAGAACCAGAAACAGUAAUUCCUAGAGAAAAACCAAUACCCAAGCCUAAACCUUUAACAAAGUGGGAAGAAUUUGCAAGGCAAAAGGGAAUUAAGAAAACAAAGAGAGAAAGAAAGCUAUUUGAUGAGGCAAAAGGAGAAUAUCUACCAAGAUAUGGAUAUAAGCGGACUAAAGAUGAUACUCAGGAUUGGAUUGCAGAAGUUCCAGCAAAUGCAGACCCAUAUGAAGAUCAGUUUGAAAAACGAAAUAAGAAAAAGAAAGAACUUGUUGCCAAAAAUGAAUAUCAAAGACUUCGAAAUAUUGCAAGACAUAAAAAGAUCAAAAUUCCAGAUAAGAAUUUACAACCAUCUUCAAAAACAACAAAGGAUCAACUUCAGGCAAACAUUACAGCAGUAAGAAAAGCAAAUGCUUCUAUUGGAAAGUUUGCAAAAACUCUGGACAAAGAAAAAGUACCAAAAAAUCCAGAAGGACGAAAACGACAGUUUGAGAAAGUCUCUGGAGAUUUUACAAGUGAAAAAAAGAAAAGUAUGGAGGUAGUUGAGAAAAUGUUCAAGAAAACCCCAACACUGRAUUUAAACAAGGCUGUUGGUCAACAUUUAGCACAGACACAGAAAAGCUCUGCAAAGAAGAAAAAAGGCGGUGACAAAAAGAAAUCCCAAAAAAGGUCAAGCAAAAGACCAUCAAAACAAGGCAAAAAAGGCAAAAAGACUUGAAAUUUGGACAUUUUUUACUAUCAAACUAUAAAUAUUAACAGAAAUUCCAGAAUGCAAAUGUAAUUGAGUCCAUGAUUUCUUCAAAACACGUUUGUCAUGUUUUACAAAAAACUCGAGGUAACUUCAUUCUAUAAAUUGGAUGGUUUUCCUUCCUACACCGUAAACCCGUGAAAUGCACUUUGGCAAACCAUACUUUAUUAUUCUACGUUGUUCUUUUUUUCAGUGUUGUUUCGGUGGAUUUCAUUAGCCAUUACAUUUUGUUUCACGGGUUGAGGAAUAUCAGCCAAACAUGUAUCUCUCUAGUCACAUGAAGAUUUAGCAAUACAUCACCGCUACGGCACGGUACGGUCACAGCGCGAAAUCCUACAGUCCAGUAUUAUAGUAAACUAUUGUAUAACAAUGCUGUACAGUUGCUGUACACUAACGAGGGGGAGAGACUARCACUACUAGCUAUUGGAGUAUCCAGCUAUAUCAACAGGCAAGCUAAGCAUAGGUCACGGGUACAUCCUACAUUUGCACGCAGGUGACAUUUUCGACGCAUUCCAUUUGCCAGAACUAACCGGCCAUACUUAAACACAAUGACAUUAUAAUUAAUUCCUGAUCGUGCAGAAGAAUAAAUUUCUAUCAGUAUUUCAUCCCUUUAUCUUAUCGUUUGAUGGAAAACUUUAAAAAUUACUGAAAAGUCUCGACAAAAGGUAUUCUUUACCUCUUUUAAGAUGUACCGCUGGCCGGCCAGUUAUGACUAAAUGGACAGUGGCCUUUGAAAGUGAACACUUCGUUCUACUGGUGAGAUUUGAAUAAACCGAGUGAGAAAGCAAAGACCAAUAUUUAACAGCUUGAAUUAAACAUGAUCUUUUUUGGGUAAA
Molecule: messenger RNA, 1848 nt
Organism: Exaiptasia diaphana
Lineage: Eukaryota; Metazoa; Cnidaria; Anthozoa; Actiniaria; Aiptasiidae
Product: ribosome biogenesis regulatory protein homolog
Exons: 14
Coding region: 2-982 (326 amino acids)
Biological process (GO): ribosomal large subunit export from nucleus; ribosomal large subunit biogenesis; ribosome biogenesis
Cellular component (GO): nucleolus; preribosome, large subunit precursor; nucleus
Molecular function (GO): protein binding
Source: RefSeq, a predicted model, not a curated record